AUGGUCGGGCAGACCCAGCCUCAGCAAGGCAGUUUGGCCUACUCGGCGUCGACAUCGGACAGAGCUCCCGUCAAUCAGGGCCUUCCCUCUGAUUCCUCGCUUGUAAUCGAAACUGACUCCAACGGCUUUCUCACUGCCGAUUCAUUUGCCGCCUUUGUCCCGCCUUUAUUCGACGCCGAUAGCUUCACUAAACUCGGCGACCCGGGUCUGUAUGCCGCUCUGGAACGCCUCAGUAGCGAAGAACUCGCGUCCUUGACCUUUACAUCUCACAGCGGCGACCCGGUAGAGCAGACCGGGGCUCCUGCGCCCAAUCCACCCCUUCCUGCCCAUCCGUCGCCGCAGUCUCAGCUCGCAGAUACCCAAUCCUCAUCUACGUCUGCCGCUAUCCCGUCUCCAUCUGCCGGUAUUCCCUCUUCCACCUCGACCGUCACCAGCAAUACUCUCCCGAAACCGGACGAACUUGAAUUGGAGUCUGUGGCCGUUCCAACCCUGCCGGAGGAAUUCAUCGUUCCCAUAGAAUUCAUGUAUAAGCUGCCCCAUGAACUUUCUCUGGAUGACCAGACACAACUACUAUCUUUCAUGCUCAUAGAGCAUCAUCUGCGCGACAUUCUGCCCUAUAUCUGCAAGUCGCAGGUCUGGUGCCGUAUCGAAGACACCCUUGUCGAAUCCAUUCGCCCAGCGAUCCGCGGUACUCCCCUGGCGAACGAUAAUAAAUGCAAUGGACUAUACAUUGGAGAUUUGAGCGCGGUCAACUUGGUCAUCGAGUAUUACAAAUGCAAGGAUAAAUGCUGCACGCUACCGACACAGAGCGAAGAAUCAGCAGAAACGCGCCAUAAGACGUUCGCCGACAUACAUCUCAUGCGUGUUCGGCCGUAUUGCUUGAUGAGUCUGAAGGAAGUUGGUGAACGCAGGCACACUGCAGACAAGUCGGUUAAUGGGACUUACUACGGAAUGUCAGAGCCACGUGCCAAGAAGCUUAGCGGAUACCUGAGGAACAAGGCUAUUGGAAAGGAGCUUGAGGAAGUCAGGAUCUGGAAGGCUUCCCAAGUCGGCGUCACAAAUGAAGAUGUCGCCGCACUCAUGGCUCGCUGGGACGUUCUUCCAGACAAGAUCGCGGAGGAACUCGGGCCUAACUACUUCGUGUUCCCCGAGCGCUUUGUCCAGAUGCGCGACGUGCUCUGUGCUCUCAGCGAUCGCUGCUUCCCUCAACCCAAGAAGAGAGGCAGGGUCGUCAGCUCGGCUCCACCACCGCCGACUUUCGUGCCUUCGCCGCCAGCCGAAAUCGUUCACGCCGUGAAGGCUGCGCUUGACAUGUGGCCGUCGUUUCGUCAGGCCUUUGAGGAGCAAAUAUAUCAAUCCCAAGGACGUUGA
Messenger RNA from Peniophora sp. CBMAI 1063, 1371 nucleotides. The record is from the annotation of a GenBank genome assembly. NCBI's taxonomy places the organism in Eukaryota, Fungi, Basidiomycota, Agaricomycetes, Russulales, Peniophoraceae.